Messenger RNA from Letharia lupina, 1680 nucleotides. RefSeq lists its product as uncharacterized. Lineage: Eukaryota; Fungi; Ascomycota; Lecanoromycetes; Lecanorales; Parmeliaceae. The transcript has 5 exons. The record is from RefSeq and is a predicted model, not a curated record. Bases 1 to 1680 code for a protein of 559 amino acids. Gene Ontology annotation, cellular component: membrane. Gene Ontology annotation, molecular function: ATP hydrolysis activity; ABC-type transporter activity; ATP binding.
AUGGGACCUUCUGGCAGCGGCAAGACCACGCUACUGAACGUACUCGCUCAUCGGAAUCCCGGUGCAAAAUUGAAUGUCGCGGGCAGCGUAUAUGUCAACGGCUCCACCAUCUCGGAUACGGAUUUGCAGAGCAUAAGCUCCUACGUUGAGCAAGAUGACGCCUUGAUCGGAUCGCUGACGGUGCGAGAAACGCUGGACUUUGCUGCACGUCUAUCUUUGCCCAGCACGAUCCCAGGUCAUGAGCGAAGGCGGCGCGUUGACCAGCUCCUGUUUGCGUUCGGAUUGCAAAAUCAAGCUCCCACCAUUUUUAGCACACCCAUCCGCAAGGGCAUAUCCGGCGGGCAGAAGCGACGGCUUUCGAUUGCCAGUCAGCUCAUCACCGCCCCAAAGAUCUUGUUUCUUGAUGAGCCUACUAGCGGGCUGGACUCGAAAGCAAGUUACGAAGUCAUCAAAUACCUGAAAAGCAUUGUCCGAAAGCAAAGGUUGAUCGUCAUCGCAAGCAUUCACCAACCUUCAUCAUUGACUUUCGAUCUUUUUGAUAAUCUAUUGCUACUGUCAGCUGGCCUGACCUGCUAUAAUGGCCCACUGCCCGCGAUAAAACCUUAUUUCGAACGCAGAGGCCUUCCAAUGCCUCUAUACACUAACCCUGCCGAAUUUCUGCUCGAUCUUACAAGCAGUGACUUUUCUCAAGAUGAGGCAGAUGCACAACGCCGACUGGAAAAGCUACAUUCAGCUUGGCGAGAGUCGUCCGAAGCACACGCUAUCUCAGCAUUUGUCGCCGGGCCGUCUUCAGAGAAGGAUGUACUCAUCGGGAACAAGUCUCGUGCUCCCUUUCUGAACGUCACGCUCGCACUCCUUCACCGCUCAUUCAUCAAGAGCUACCGAGAUGUCGUUGCCUAUGGCAUUCGAUUCGCAAUGUACAUCGGUCUUGCGGUCAUGAUGGGAACGGUAUGGCAGCGACUUCCGUCAACCCAGUCAUCGAUAGGACCUUUUACCAACGCGAUCUUCUUCGGUUCGGCCUUCAUGUCCUUCAUGGCCGUCGCAUACGUUCCGGCUUUCCUUGAAGACCGUGCUACGUUCAUCAAAGAACGCGCCAAUGGCCUUUAUGGCGCUGCUCCAUUCAUGAUUGCAAACUUUCUGAUCGGGUUGCCUUACCUAUUCCUCAUAUCCCUGGUAUUCUCAUUAAUAACCUACUUCCUCAACAACUUCCGGCCAACAGCUGGAGCCUUCUUCACAUGGGUGAUGUGGCUAUUUCUGGAUCUGCUCGCUGGAGAGUCUCUGGUUGUCCUCAUGUCCUCCAUCUUCCCGAUAUCUGUCGUCGCUCUGGCUCUCAUUGCAUUCGCAAAUGGUCUGUGGAUGAGUGUUGGCGGCUUUUUGGUCUCUCCAGAGAUCUUGAACCCAUUCUGGAAAUACGUCUUCCAUUAUAUUGACUAUCAAGCCUACGUUUUCCGAGGCAUGAUGGUCAACGAAUUCGGCUACCGAGUUUAUGACUGCGGCAAAGGAUGUCACUGUAUGUACCAGAGCGCAUUGGCUUCCCAGUGCAAGAUUGACGGCCAGGCUGUACUGGAAGAGUAUGGGUACCGUACUGGAGACACUGGCAAUUGGGUCGGUAUCAUGCUGGCGAUUAUCCUUGUUUAUAGGCUCAUGGGGUGGGCUGUGACACAUUUGCGGAAGACCUAG